This is a messenger RNA of Parasteatoda tepidariorum (common house spider), 4346 nucleotides long. The record is from RefSeq and is a predicted model, not a curated record. NCBI's taxonomy places the organism in Eukaryota, Metazoa, Arthropoda, Arachnida, Araneae, Theridiidae.
UUUAAAUGACAUUCGUUAUUUCCGGUUUGGUCUUGUUUGUUUAUAAAUUUUUUAAAGUAUUAUUUACGUUCUCCGCAAAAUUUUGUAAAAAAUCAUUAAAAUUGAAAGAAAAGAAGAAUAAAGAUAUUCACUGUAAUGAAGCGGGAGAGUGAAACAGACAAUCCUGAUGAACCAGAAGAGAAAAAAGCUAAGGUGUCUAAUGUGUCACCUAGUCAAACAUGUGCCUUAAAUGUUGAUAGAGUACACAUGUCUGAAAAUGUUAUAGAAACUACACCUGAAUGUAGUAUAGAAGUAUCUCAAGAAGUUAGCGAAACUCAAAUGACUCAGGAGAGUUCAAGUGUGACAUUAGAUUCGAUAUAUAAUAUGUAUGUAGAGGCUCAUGUAGAGUUUAUGGAUAUAGUAGAACCCUUGAAUCAUCUCAGAUCUCUUCUUGAGCAGAAAACACGAAAAGACCUUUCAGAUUUCAAGUUUGUUUUGCAAGAUGCGCAGGAGUUGGAUGCUACAAAAAAUUUGGUUAACCAAUGUGUACAAGGGGAAGGUUUGGUUCAAAUUAAUGUGGAAAUAUUUGAGAAAGAUGAUGUAAAGAAAUUAAACAUUGUUGAUGUGUUGAAACCAGCUGAAGAAAUACCAAUAUCUGCAUCUGUAUCUGGCGAAGGUUCGCCUCGUAUAUUUCUCCUUGGGGACAGCACUUACAUUGAAUCAUCUUCUCAGUCUAAGACUCGAGAGUCACCAACUGAUUCACAAGUGACUCGAUGGAUAAUGUCACCAGUUUUUCGAAAAUUACAAGAAAGGUGCCAAAUUUCUAAUGAUCCUUCAGCUUGGACUGAAGAUCAUGUUAAAUUAUGGUUUGACUGGGCAACGUCACAUUUUAAAGUUUCAAAGCAUGGGAUGCGUGCCUGGAGUUUAACAGGCAAAGAACUUAUGACAUUCCCCAUGGAAGACUUCAAAGCAAGAUUAAAUAUUGAUGCUAAUGAUAUGUUUUGGACUCAUUUAGAAUUAUUGAGAAAGUUUAAAAUUGUUGCUGUAAUUCAAAACAGUGAAGAUAGAAGCAGGAUUCGAAGAGUUCCAAGAAUCGGUCCUCCUAAAAUUUCUUCUUACGAAGGCAGUCCUGGAAAUCCUACUGGAAGCAAUGGUCAAAUACAACUCUGGCAGUUUCUACUUGAACUCUUGACUGAUAAAGAUUACAGAGACUAUAUUCAGUGGGUAGACAAUGAUGGAGAAUUUAAAUUGAUUAAUCCUGAAGUAGUGGCUCAACUUUGGGGUCAGAGGAAAAACAAACCCACUAUGAACUAUGAAAAACUAAGUAGAGCACUACGGUAUUAUUAUGAUGGAGAAAUGCUUGCUAAGAUNAGUUGUAUUAUUUUUUAUGCUUUGUUAAAGUUUUGUUUUGUAAGUUAUUAUCUUGAUGCAUUGUCUCUCUUAACUCCAUUAAAAAAAAAUUUUUUUUACAUAGCUGUAAUUCAAAACAGUGAAGAUAGAAGCAGGAUUCGAAGAGUUCCAAGAAUCGGUCCUCCUAAAAUUUCUUCUUACGAAGGCAGUCCUGGAAAUCCUACUGGAAGCAAUGGUCAAAUACAACUGUGGCAGUUUCUACUUGAACUCUUGACUGAUAAAGAUUACAGAGACUACAUUCAGUGGGUAGACAAUGAUGGAGAAUUUAAAUUGAUUAAUCCCGAAGUAGUUGCUCAGCUUUGGGGUCAGAGGAAAAACAAACCCACUAUGAACUACGAAAAACUAAGUAGAGCACUACGGUAUUAUUAUGACGGAGAAAUGCUUGCUAAGGUUCAUGGAAAGAGGUUUGUGUACAAAUUUGUAUGUGAUCUAAAAAGUCUUCUGGGUUAUGAUGCUUAUGAAUUAAAUAGAUUAGUAAAACAAUGUGAAGAAAAAUGUCAAACUCCAUCGCAUACUGUCCUAACUUAUCAAACUGUUGAGACAGAUCAUGUUUCCUAAAUCAAACUUUCACUUUUUUUAAUUUAUUUAUCAAGUUUUUCAAAUGAAGGUUUAUUUUGCAAGAAAAUUGAAUUGGCCUUUGUAAAAACUUCUAGUUUUAUGAACUUGACUUGGUUUUUUAUUAUUACAGUAACAACCAAUUUCUUAUUCAAACUAUGUAUAAUCAAAUUAGAACAGAGAUUAGCGUUUAUAUUUAAUUGUGUAAAAAGUAAUAACUAGAGUUGAUGGAAGUAUUGGAAAUAUCACUGAUUAUGAACAAAUAUUUAAGUUUGUUUCUUUUUAUUUUUAAAAAAUGAAUUUGAAUUGCAUUUUUAAAACAGUUACUAAAAAAUCCUUCCCAAAGUGGGGCAAAAAGUGCCAGAAAUUAAGGGACUUUAGAAAUUGGAUUGGAUUAAGGGUUCUGUUUUUUAGUAAGUCUUUUAUUAUUUUUACUAAGAAUAAAUGCCCAUAUUUGAACGUCUUAAAUCUUAAAGCUUUAAUACAAUGAAAAACUUUAAAAAAUGGCCUUAAGUAGUUUAAACAAAAAAAUGUGACUUUAAAAGGUAGUUGAUCUCUUUUAUAAGAUUUUCUAUUAUUUUUGGUUUUGAAUAACUAUAAAAUGUAUUUUAUUUUUUAAACCUUGAAUUCCUUAUAAGCUUUCAUUACUUAAAUUGAAUAUUCUUUCUUGUCAAGUCUAUCACUUUUUAUCAUUGCAAAUUUUGUCAAAUCUCUUUCAGUUGUAUACAUUUUGUUGCAUUUGUAAAAAUUCAGCAUAAUCAUAUGUCACCAGAUUUUAUUAUAGUAAAUUUAGUAUUUUAUAAGAGGAGUUCGCUAAUAUUCAUGUGAUAAGACCUUAAUCAGCCUAGACUUAUCUGUACAUAUUCUUCAUACACUGAUCUUUAUUUUCACCCUCAAUAGUUAAAACUUAUGUUUAAAAAAAUAAAAAAGCUCAGAGAAAUUAGGAUGUUUUUUUUGUGUAUUUUUUUUAUUCAUUCAUUUAUUAUGUUUUUUUCUUCUUUUUGUUACAUAAGGAAGUUGUUUUAAUUGUAUUCAUUUUGUAGCAUAUAGUAUACAGAAUGCAUGUUUUAUUCUACUUUUCUAUAUAUUUUUACAAUUAUACAUUUAAUAAUACAAAGCCUUCAAGUUAUUUGUAGAUAUCGAAAAUAAUCAGAUUUCUGCUACCGCUAAUCCCUUUUAACUUAUGUAUAUACCGACUGAUUCUAAGCCAAUUCUUUCUGUAGCUCUAUCUUCUAUUUAACAAAUCAGAGUUUUUAAUUACAAUAUGAGAAAAAAACUUAUUUCUGCUCUUUGUUAAAUUAUUUUUUUAAACCAUAAAACAGUUUGGUUACAUAUUGAGUUUUUCAACUCUCAACUUUUUUCUUGUUGCAUUGUAUUAUGUUGGGUAAUUUGACUCAAAUCCUAGACACAGUCCUAAAUCAAUCAGAAACUCAAUUUGUUUCCCCUCAACAUUAAUAUUCUGUUAUCAACUGUCAAUUUUGAAAUGCAUAUGUAUAUUUUCAUUCAAGCAAAUGUAAAAUCUAUGUAUCACAUUCAAAUAAAUGUAUUAUAUUCGAACAAAUGCGUUGUAUUAAAAUAAAUGUAUUGUAUUAAAAUAAAUGUAUUGUAUUGAAACAAUUGUAAAAUAUUUAUAGUAAAAAAAUCAACGUCCAAGCAUGGGUGAUAACCUAUUUUUAAUAAAGCAAAUUUAAUUAUCUUGGAGAAAUUAAAAAUUUUACAUUGCAGAAGGAAUUUAACUUUUGUUAUAAAUUAUCUUUACCCACGUUUAAAAUAAUAAUUUUUUCCACUGUGUCCCUUACCUUACCCAUAAUAUAUGUUUAUUUAAAUUCUGUUUUCUCACAAGUGGACAAUUAUAUUUCAAAAUAUUACAUGAACUGUGAUAUAGUUUUGUCACAGAAGAGGCAUUUUAUUAUUUGUUUCAAAUAGAUACUAGACAUUGUUAAUAUUUUAUCAAGUUAAAUUUAUUAAAUGCAUAUUUAAAAUGUUUUACAGUGUUUUAUUUCCCUUCCAUUAAUCAGUACUUUUAUUUUACUUUAAACUUGUAUAAGUGCUUCUUUAAAACCAGAAAUUAUCAUUUAUCUAGUAUAGAAUUGUGUAUGUGUAAAUUUUUAUAAAUUUACUGUGCAUGAUGCCUUACAAUUGAACUCUUUAAUAGUUUUAUAGGUUUUUGUCUUGUUUUAUAUCAUUAGUUACUUAUUUAUAGAUCAUUUAUUUUUAUCAUGUAUAUUUAGAUUUCUUUUAGUUAAAAAAAUAUGCAAAUAUUUUCAUUAUUUACUCUGAUAUUUAUAUUUUCCCUUCAUAACUUUCACUGUUAACCUACAAAUAUUUCAACUGUACAGAUCUUAAGAUGUUGAUAUCGACUUUUGAAAUGUAUGAAAUAAAUAUUUUCAAACAAAUCUAAA